This is a messenger RNA of Solea senegalensis (Senegalese sole), 1069 nucleotides long. RefSeq names its product ribonuclease T2, like (gene rnaset2l). Gene Ontology annotation, cellular component: extracellular region. Gene Ontology annotation, molecular function: ribonuclease T2 activity; RNA binding. Lineage: Eukaryota; Metazoa; Chordata; Actinopteri; Pleuronectiformes; Soleidae. Gene Ontology annotation, biological process: RNA catabolic process. The record is from RefSeq and is a predicted model, not a curated record. Bases 130 to 948 code for a protein of 272 amino acids. The transcript is spliced from 9 exons.
AAAACACGUGCAGCUCAAAUGAAAGCACGACAACUUGGAUUUCUCGUUUGUGUUUUGUGAAGCAUCGAGAGCAUUGAGCUCAGAGCAGCAGCAGCAACUUCAUCACAGUGAGUUUGGAUCAUUGAGGACAUGAGGAGCCCGGUGCUGCCUCUGCUGCUCAGCUUCUUCCUGCUGCAGGUGCUCGUCAGCGCCACACACUGGGAGGACUAUAAAUAUGGCCGCCAAGACCUAGAGCCACUCAACAAAACAUCAUACUGCACCUGGAAAUGUCUCCUGUUCACGCUGCAAUGGCCCGGAGGUUUCUGUCAGUCUCUGAACAACAAGACAGAAUGCAGGAUUCCUCAGAGCAUCAGCAACUGGACCAUCCACGGCCUGUGGCCUGUUCGAGCCAAACACUGCUGCAGCUGCUGGCCAAUGUUCCACUCUGAUGUCCAGGAGCUGGAGGCGGAGCUGAAUGAACAAUGGCCGUCCUUCGUGAAAACCAAAAGCAGCUUCCACUUCUGGAGAGACGAGUGGAAGAAACACGGAGUGUGUGCAGGCUGUGUCGAAGGCAUGAACUCUCCUCACAGAUACUUUCAGAUCUGCCUCAAACUACGAAGACGGUUCAAUAUCUACAAAAUUCUGGAGGACGGCGGCGUCGUUCCAUCCUGCAAGCGACUGUACAAGGUUGAAGAGGUGCACAGUAUCCUCACUCCACAUCUGGGCGAAAAACACGAGAUACAGUGUGUGACUGACAGUAAGGAGAGAGAGGUGUGGUUUCAGGUGAAAGUUCCUUUGGCUCAAAACCUGACCCUCGGCUGCCAUGGCGACACAGAAAAGGACCAUGGCACUGGUGCUGGUGGUGCUAGCCCGGAAUGGAUCCCAUCUCCCGGACAUCCCUGUCCUCCUCAGCUCCCGUUCUACUACUUCCCAAUAAACUACAAGCAGCCACAGCAGCCGUGUGACUGACAGGAGAACCACAGCAGUGACUGCUGCAGAUGACACCUACUGCUAAUGAGGGAUACUUCAAUGCAAUGCUUUUUAAAAUAAUUAAACAAAUAAACAUAUACUGAUCAGCCACAAUCUUAAA